ACAAAUUAGUUCUUGUAAAAAAAAAAAAAACAAAUUAGUUGAAUUGAAUUGAUAAAAGUACUGUAAAUUAUUCUUUUGAUAUAAGAAAAAUAAUUUACCGAUAAUUCAGCAACGCAAGGAAGCACGGCGCAUGGAGAACGUUCCAGAAUCUUCAUCAAGAGGGACGAAACGCCGGCGAGCUGAGGAUUCCGAUGCCGGCGGAAAUACCUCAUUAUCACUCGAAAACGAUCUUACUUUCACUGAUACGCUUAUUGCGCUUCGAAUCAUGCGAGCUCAGUUUCCUCAAAUUCACAAUGUUUCGGUUGAACCGUUUAUAUUGAAGUCUCAAUUGUAUAGCAGUGUGAAGGAUAGAACACAAGUGGAUAGGGAACUAGAGACCCUAAGGAGGGAUAAAGUGCUUCGAGUUUUUAAAUUAAAUACUGGACAAGAUGAUCAUGCUGUAAUGUUUUUGGAUGACUACAUAAAACAGAUAGAUCGUGUUGUUAAAAGAAUGGAAGGAAAGAUAGGAGCAGAAUGUGAAAUUUUUGAGUGGUUCAGAACUCAUGUCCUAGAUUCAAAGCUGGAAACUGGCAUUGAACAUCAGGAGCUUUGCUCACUCUUGUCACUUGGGGGAAAAGUGAAGGACAGUCACAUCUCCCUACUAAUUAAUGCGGGCAUCCUUACUAGGCAACUUAUUGAUCCAAACAUGUAUUGGAUAGCAAUUCCAAAUAUUGGCUCACUUCUUAAGGGUCUUGUUCAGGGAAGGAAGGAAAUUAUUUCCCUUCUCAGCCGUCGUCGAUAUAAAGAGAUGAUGUUAGCCAUUUUGGAAAAGAAGCGUCUUCGAAUGUCCCCACUUGAUAUGAGAUUUCAUCUUCGCGAUUUGAUUGGUUCAGGUCAUCUCAGAACUGACCAGACUCCAACUGGUAUAAUUAUUAGAGUCUCAAAAGAUUAGAGAUCCUGAAAAGUCAUAGAUUUACUUGGACCCAUGAAAUUAUUUGUCUGUUGUUCUUUGCUGUUAAUUUCAAUAAGAGAUUUAGUUGCUUAUGCUUUUGAUAUAUAGUUGGCAUUUUUUAUUUUAUUUAUAAAUGGAUAUAGAAUUGGUGUAUCACUUCAAAUGUCUGUCUUACAUUACAUGUGAGACAACUAUAGAUGCAAUAUCAUAUUUUAUCCUUUGAAUGAUUAAGGAAACAAUUUUACCAUGGCAACCAUUUUCAUCAGCAUCAUGGACCAAUUGAAGCUAAUGUAAGUUUCCUUUCACAAAGUUCAAUUAUAUUGAUUCAGGUUAUGUGUUUUUCUUUUCUCCCUUGAAUGUCUGUAACCUUCAUGGUUUACUAAAACGCUUGCAUUUAUCUAUUUUUCAGGUUACCACUUACUUGAAGCAAUCGUCUGAUUAGAAUUUGUGCUUUCAUUGUUUCUACAUCAAAUGUACUUCCACUGUUAUUGGUGCUGUGAAUUAUUUAUGCGUAGUAAUUUUUUUUAUAAGUAUCCAUCUCGCAUUCUUUUUUUACUUGUGAUUCGUAAAUCGCAAUGUAGCUUUUAAAUUACAAAUGGUUAACUUCAUUGA
Messenger RNA from Cicer arietinum (chickpea), 1543 nucleotides. RefSeq lists its product as uncharacterized. The record is from RefSeq and is a predicted model, not a curated record. NCBI's taxonomy places the organism in Eukaryota, Viridiplantae, Streptophyta, Magnoliopsida, Fabales, Fabaceae.